UCAGAUCAGAAAUCCCCAAAAAAAAAAAACACAACAAAACCAAACCCGACAGAUCUUCUCUUCUUCCUCCUCCCUUUCCCAUCUUCGACGAGGCGACCCGGCGCGAGAGAAGAAGAGAUCGAUCGAUCGAUCAACCGAUCUCGCCGGAGAAGGAAGAGGAGCAAAGAUGUCGUCGGUGUUCAGCGGCGAUGAGACGGCGCCCUUCUUCGGCUUCCUCGGCGCCGCCUCCGCCCUCAUCUUCUCAUGCAUGGGUGCGGCGUACGGGACGGCGAAGAGCGGCGUCGGCGUGGCGUCCAUGGGCGUGAUGCGCCCGGAGCUCGUGAUGAAGUCCAUCGUGCCCGUGGUCAUGGCUGGUGUGCUCGGUAUCUACGGCCUCAUCAUCGCCGUCAUCAUCAGUACAGGGAUCAACCCCAAGGCUAAGCCGUACUACCUCUUUGACGGCUACGCGCAUCUGUCGUCCGGGCUCGCCUGUGGCCUCGCCGGUCUCGCUGCCGGAAUGGCCAUCGGCAUCGUCGGUGAUGCUGGUGUCAGGGCAAAUGCACAGCAACCAAAGCUUUUCGUGGGCAUGAUCCUCAUCCUCAUUUUCGCAGAAGCGCUUGCCCUGUAUGGUCUCAUUGUGGGCAUCAUCCUCUCAUCCCGUGCCGGCCAAUCUCGUGCAGAUUAGGCACUUUGCGGUACCAUACCGCUGUUAUUCCACUGGCUAUAUUCUUGAGAAAACCUGAAACUUACUUGGGAGCUCUAGUUUAAUGUAUUAAAAGAUCGAUUUGUAGCUUAAGGAAGGUGGCACUUCCAGUCCUUUUUGUUUCUUUUGUGGUGGUUCAUGCAAAGUUUUUUGGGUUAGGCUGGAUUUGCUGCUCCUGAGCAAACGGAUUUAAUCUCAUUCGUGGUGAAUAAAAAACACGGCAUUGUAGCAAAAUAAAAUCAUUACAAUAUAUUAUGUUCAUCCCUUCACUCUAAUGUAUUGGAUUGCAAAAAUCAUCAAUGCUCCUUUUUGUUAUG
Molecule: messenger RNA, 999 nt
Organism: Oryza sativa Japonica Group (Japanese rice)
Lineage: Eukaryota; Viridiplantae; Streptophyta; Magnoliopsida; Poales; Poaceae
Source: RefSeq, a predicted model, not a curated record